GUUCCUGAGCUUUGCAAUUUAACAGGAUUGACUGAUGCGAUAAAAUCAGAUUUAAACUGAUGAAGGCUCUUCACACCCAUAUUUUGGUUACACCAGAAGUGCAACAAAAUGCAAUUGAACAUGUGGAUCGUAUAAAUGCUUGAUUUUAUGCCUACUUAAAUUCUAUUAAAUGAUUUAAUAUAACAUAUUUGAAAAUCAUCAUUGAUUAAAUGUGUCAUGAAGUAGCUAGCAAGAAAUUCCAAGAUUGGGGCCUAACGAUGAGUCCAAUCCCAGUGAAAAUGGAAGGUCCCGUUUAUAAAGAGAAACAAUAUUACUGGGAAGUAAUAUCAGAAAACAAGUUGGAGUAAAUAUUGAUUGGAGAAUGGAUGUAGCAAAAAAUGCAAUGUUUAUUGCUGUGAACGUGUCAAAUUGGGCAAUUAUGUAUAAUCCGAGAGAUGAAGGAACGGCUAAAUCAUUUUGCAGACAAUUGGUUUUAUGCAGCUGUCGUCUUGGUAUAGAAAUUAAUUGGUCAUCCAAAACCAAUUAAAGUUCAGACGUCAGAACCAGAGGAUUUUAUUAAUACUAUUGAGAAUAUAUUAGUGAAUAAUCCUGAUAUACAAUUUCCAAAUAAAAUAGUAGAUCGUCAUAACGCUGUGAAACGGUAUUGUUGUUCAGAAAUUGGAAUUGCAUGUCAAAUAAUUGCCUCAAGGACAUUAUCCAAGCCAGAGCGGUUACAAUCAAUUACUCAGAAGAUUGCUUUAUAAAUUAAUUGUAAAUUAGGUGGUGCUUGUUGGGCUAUUGACAUCCCAUUGAAAAAUACUAUGAUAGUAGGAAUUGAUGUAUACCGUGAGGAAGGUAAGCAAACGAGUGUUGUUGGUUUUGUAGCCACAAUGAACGAGACAUUUACUGAAUGGUAUUCAGCCUCUGCAAUGCAAAAGAGUACCCAUCGAGAACUUAUGAAGUCUAUGAAAGAUGCGUUUAAACUGGUGAUGCAGUUUAAAGCAAAAAAUGGGGCGUUGCCUGAAAAAAUAAUUAUUUAUAGAGAUGGUGUAUCUGAUGGAGAUUUAAAACAAGUGGAAAAAAUUGAACCAUCAGAUUUUAUCGAAUCAUUUAAAAGUUACUCAGUACCAUAUAAUCCUAUGGUUUCCCUCAUAAUUGUGCAGAAACAAAUAAACACCGAAGUUUUCCAAUAUGCAAAUAAACUAACCAAAAUUAUAGGCAAAAACACAGGUGAAAUGCCUAAUAAUUAAUUGUGGAGCUCUCUAUUUUUCAUGUAAUAAACAUGUACAAUUUUGGACGACCAGGAAGGUCUAUUCAGCUUAUAUUUACAUGAUGUACACUAUUAACUUUUUUUUAUUAAUUUUGUGAUUGUUAAAAAUAUUCUCAAAAAUA
This is a messenger RNA of Acyrthosiphon pisum (pea aphid), 1371 nucleotides long. Its product is annotated as piwi-like protein 2. The transcript is spliced from 7 exons. Gene Ontology annotation, molecular function: nucleic acid binding. Bases 801 to 1229 code for a protein of 142 amino acids. NCBI's taxonomy places the organism in Eukaryota, Metazoa, Arthropoda, Insecta, Hemiptera, Aphididae. The record is from RefSeq and is a predicted model, not a curated record.